AUGCCCAACCCCAAAAGCAGUAAAGGCGGCCGCAAGAACAAACGCGCCAACAGCAGCGGGGACGAGCAGGAAAAUGGAGCUGGGGCCCUGGCGGCGGCGGCAGCGGCUGCCGGCGCAGCGGGCGGGGGAGCCUUGGCCGCGGUUGCGGGCUCGGGAGCGGCGGUGGGAGCGGCGGCGAUGGGAGCUGGAGCGGGAGCGGCUGGGGCCGGAGGAGCGGCGGCAGGCGCGAGCGCAGGAGCGGCGGCAGCUGCGGCCGUGGCCGCUUCGAGCGACACCAAGAGCGAAGCACCUUGUGCCACGCCACUCAUCUGCAGCUUUGGAAGGCCAGUUGAUCUGGACAAGGAUGAUUACCAGAAGGUGGUCUGCAACAAUGAGCACUGCCCCUACAGCACCUGGAUGCAUCUUCAGUGUUUUUAUGAAUGGGAAAGCAGCAUCCUGGUCCAGUUUAACUGCAUUGGCCGAGCUCGGAGCUGGAAUGAAAAGCAGUGUCGCCAGAACAUGUGGACCAAGAAGGGCUAUGACCUCGCCUUUCGCUUCUGCUCCUGCCGCUGUGGACAGGGCCACUUGAAGAAAGAUACAGACUGGUACCAGGUGAAGCGGAUGCAGGAUGAGAAAAAGAAGAAGUCCAUGUUAGAGAAGAGCAGUGGGAGGCCAAUGGCAGAGACUGGGGAGGAAGUAAAAAAGUGUAGGCCUCUUAACAAGGCCCAGAAAGGCCUGAGUCAUGACCUCCCACGGCGACAUUCCAUGGACAGGCAGAACUCCCAGGAGAAAGGGGUCAAUGCGGGAGGCUAUGGAGUACGCUCCCCCUGUGGCUCUCCUGGCCAGUCUCCCCCUACAGGGUACUCCAUUCUCUCUCCUGCCCAUUUCAGUGGACCUCGAUCCUCAAGAUACCUUGGGGAAUUUUUAAAGAAUGCCAUUCACUUGGAGCCACAUAAAAAGAAUAUGGCUGGCGGAGGCAUGUUCCGAAAUGCUCACUUUGACUAUGGGGCAGCUGGCUUGCCAGCACAUAGGGGUGGGCACUUUGAUGCUCCAGUGCAAUUUCUGAGGCGGCUUGACCUUUCAGAGCUCCUGACUCACAUCCCCAGGCACAAGCUGAACACUUUCCACGUAAGGAUGGAAGAUGAUGCCCAAGUAGGCCAAGGGGAGGAUCUACGGAAAUUCAUUCUUGCUGCCCUUAGUGCCAGCCACAGAAAUGUUGUAAACUGUGCCCUUUGCCACCGGGCCCUUCCGGUAUUUGAACAGUUCCCUCUAGUGGAUGGAACCCUGUUCUUAAGCCCAUCAAGACAUGAUGAAAUUGAAUAUGAUGUUCCCUGUCACCUUCAAGGGAGGCUUAUGCAUCUGUACGCUGUGUGCGUAGACUGCUUAGAAGGGGUUCAUAAAAUAAUCUGCAUUAAGUGUAAGUCUCGAUGGGAUGGAAGCUGGCACCAAUUGGGCACCAUGUAUACCUAUGACAUUUUGGCAGCCUCUCCAUGUUGUCAGGCCCGACUGAACUGUAAGCACUGUGGAAAGCCAGUCAUAGAUGUACGGAUUGGAAUGCAGUAUUUCUCAGAAUACAGCAAUGUCCAGCAGUGCCCACAUUGUGGGAACCUAGACUACCACUUCGUGAAGCCAUUUUCUUCUUUUAAAGUUCUGGAGGCUUAUUGACGAAAGCUUUGCUUUAGUAAUAGCUAUUUUAUGGGUAUUACUACUUUAUUACAUA
Gracilinanus agilis (Agile Gracile Mouse Opossum) is the source of this 1699-nucleotide messenger RNA. RefSeq names its product hdc homolog, cell cycle regulator (gene HECA). The transcript is spliced from 5 exons. Lineage: Eukaryota; Metazoa; Chordata; Mammalia; Didelphimorphia; Didelphidae. Bases 1 to 1644 code for a protein of 547 amino acids. The record is from RefSeq and is a predicted model, not a curated record.